Molecule: messenger RNA, 327 nt
Organism: Plenodomus lingam JN3
Lineage: Eukaryota; Fungi; Ascomycota; Dothideomycetes; Pleosporales; Leptosphaeriaceae
Source: RefSeq, a predicted model, not a curated record
AUGAUGCAGUCACUCCUCCGUCACAUGUACAUGACUAACAGCAAACAUGGCCCUAUACAUGCACACCCAAACCUUUUCAUCUUGCCAUCUCCCCAACCACCCCUGGAAUCACCCAGUCAAACGUUAGACGUCCACGUACAACAAACCAUCCAGACCCAGGCAAACAAACCCAUCCCGCUCACACCCCACCCCCACUCCUCUCCACCCUCACAUUCGCCCCCUUCCAGCGCGGCGCCAUCGCCUCGUCCACCCACGGACACUCCGUCACGUCCACAUGCGACCGCACAUACUCGACCAGCGUUUGCGCACCGGGAGCAUCUUGCAUGA